Molecule: messenger RNA, 778 nt
Organism: Mesorhabditis spiculigera
Lineage: Eukaryota; Metazoa; Nematoda; Chromadorea; Rhabditida; Rhabditidae
Source: the annotation of a GenBank genome assembly
AUGGAUGUCCGAUUACAGCCCGGGAUGGGAACGUUUAUGGGAAUGCCUCGGCUUGCGACGGCCACUCGCGUACUCCCCCAUCAAGACAGCAGCGAAACACAGGCGACGAUUGAAUCCAACGCCUCCUCCCAGAUGCGGUUGUACGAAGAGGCAUCCCAACCGGGAACCUCCCGCCAAAUGGGUAUAAAUAUGGAACAUCGAGAAUUUCACGGCGAGGCCAAAGGCGCUUUGGCGCUGCUCAUCGAAAAGAAGCUGCUCGGCCCGAUGGAUGCGUUGAGCCGGGAAUUUCUAUUAAUCCCCAACAAGCGAAUCACGGCCGGUACGGCGACCAGCAGCAAACCUGAGAACCUGAACAAAAAUCGCACGCGCUCAAUUCUGCCGUACGAAGACAACCGCGUCGUCCUCCAAUCCCACAAAAAGAACUCCACUGGAUAUGUCAACGCCAGUAAUGUGGAGGUACCGCUGAACGGCCAGAAGUUGCACUACAUCUUGGCCCAGGCUCCGAUGAGGGGUACCGUCGACGAUUUCUGGGCGACGAUUUGGGAAUCGAACGUGAACGUGGUGGUGAUGUUGUGCGAGGCUACGAUCGAAGCCGGCCCGAACGCGCCGAUCUACUGGCCCGGCAAUUCCAAUUCCAAGGUCGAAACCAGAGAUCUGGAGGUUCGCUUCAAAUCGCUGUCCGCCGCGGAGAAUGAGGUGACGACCGUACUCCAAUUGCGACACAAAAACGGUUCGAAGCGUACGGUCUACCAUAUGAGAUUCGUGGGAUGGCCGACCG